This is a messenger RNA of Drosophila rhopaloa, 2161 nucleotides long. It is a transcript of the gene Ctr1A, whose product is annotated as high affinity copper uptake protein 1. Bases 290 to 976 code for a protein of 228 amino acids. Gene Ontology annotation, cellular component: membrane. Gene Ontology annotation, molecular function: copper ion transmembrane transporter activity. NCBI's taxonomy places the organism in Eukaryota, Metazoa, Arthropoda, Insecta, Diptera, Drosophilidae. The transcript is spliced from 5 exons. The record is from RefSeq and is a predicted model, not a curated record. Gene Ontology annotation, biological process: copper ion transmembrane transport.
CUCUGAUUGCGGAUAAAAGGGCGGUGGGGAGCGGAAUAAGUAGGGGGGUUAAAAGGGAGAGGGACAGCUGCUGCAACCAUUGUACUAAACAAUUGUUGGUUUAUUGGCAUUUAUUGUUGACUCUCUGUUUUAAGCUAGACAUUCCGUUGAAUUCACUACUUAAACCGGCACUAUUACAACAUUAUUACAUCUAGAGCAGCAGCAACGACUUGCCCCGCCAAUUACUUCAUUAAUCGCAGAUCCACAGAAGAAUCGAGCGCAGUAAGAAGACAAACCUCCAGCAGCAGCUAUGGACCACGCCCAUCACAGUGCAGCCGGUGUUGAUCACUCGAUGAUGCAUCACGACCAUGCGGGUAUGCAUCACGAUCACAGCGGAAUGGGAGCUGCAACUGUUACACCUGAUCCUGCAUCCAUGUUUGACCUGAUUCCCGACACCAACGAUUUGCAUGCGGCCCACGCGGGUCACGCAGUUCACAACCACGGCGGUGGGUCUGGCACGGGAAUGGAGCACAUGAUGCCCAUGGCGUUCCACUUUGGAUACGACGAGACAAUCCUGUUCUCCUGGUGGCACAUCGAAACGGUGGCCGGUUUGGUGGGCUCCAUGAUUGCCAUUUUCCUGCUGGCGCUGAUGUACGAAGGUCUGAAGUACUACCGGGAGUAUCUGUUCUGGAAGACGUACAAUCUGCUGGAAUAUCGUCCGGUUACGGGGCCGCAGCGAAAUCCGGAGGCGCCGCGUAUACCAUCGCCAGCGGCCGCAGCUCCCUCGCCCGUGCAACCUUCGAUGCUGUCGGUUAACCACCUGCUCCAGACACUGCUGCAUGUGAUCCAGGUGACUUUAUCCUUCCUGCUCAUGCUGAUCUUCAUGACCUACAACGUGUGGCUCUGCCUGAUGGUUGUCCUCGGCGCCGCCGUUGGAUACUUCCUGUUCUGCUGGAAAAAGUCGGUAAUCGUUGACGUCACCGAGCACUGUCACUAACAGAGGACCACCGAAAGCCUCAGUCGCCGAUGUCUCACGGAGGCGGACGCGGAGGAGGAGCAGCUGUCCAUCUAAACGGAAGGCGGAGGCGUUGGUGCUAAGCUGGAAUUCCCGGAAGCUCUCAUCCCCACAGAAAACACACUUCUAUACCCCUGCCACUUGCUACUCUCUGGGUAUUAGCCCCAUAACUAACUUUUAAGCUAGUUAAAACGAUGCGGCGGCAGUCUGCACAGAAUAUCAAAACCAUUCAAACUCCGUCAGUCGCUGCAUCGUUUACAAAUAACUUUAAAUCCCGACAUCAAGAUCAACUGUGUAAAAGGCCCGUUCGCAGGGAUUUGAGGGCAUUCGUUUUAAGUCGAAAGUGUAUAGUAUAAAAAAGAACAAAUUGAGCGACAGGCGAGCGAAUUGUAUAAAGUUAAGCAAUGCAAAUAUAAUUGUUUUCUGUUGGUACUCAAUCUAUGUUCGCAGGAUUCCUCCAAAAGCAUAUAUUUUUUUUACAUUAUUAUUAUAUACCAUUUUGUAUCCUUAUUAAAAGAUUAUGAUUAUUAUUAUUUGGUAAUAAAAUCCAUUCUUUUUUAUAUUUCACUUCUGUUUGUUAGCCCCCACAAAAGACAUUUUUGUUAACAUUGGCUUCCUUAUGAAAUGUUGUACGGUUUGCGAAUGUGCUCCAGUGCGUUUCAAAAGAGUAAUUUGGUUGCGGAAAAAUGGGCAUAUCCCCGAAAAUCCCAAUUAAGAUGGUUGACAUUGAUGUUAAACUUGCAUUUACGUGUUUCAAAAACAACUGACAUUACUUUGGGCUUGAUAAUUGUUACAGCUUUUUAAACACUAUCAUCUAAUUAAUUUUAAUGUGUUCCAUUAUUUUCACAACGUAUAUUUAAUAGUUGUCUGGACUCGAAAAUUACGGAUUGCAAAAACAGGCGUUAGGCUCAUUAAUUGUUUGCUCAACUCGAAAACGGCUGCUGUAAAUUGCUUUCCUAAAUGAACGCAAUAGACUUUCAAACCAUGUCUUAAAAUGAGUUACUUUCCCGAAACGCACUGUAUCCAGCAUAGCGUACAUAAAUAGAUAUUGUAGAUAUUAAACUAAAUGCAAAUACAUACAGUAAACGGAAACAAAUUUAUAAAUAUUAUUAUUAAAUCUACUUAUACAUUAAUAAAUAUACAAGCAGAAUAUUGUUAUAACCGAAA